Gadus chalcogrammus (walleye pollock) is the source of this 4244-nucleotide messenger RNA. It is a transcript of the gene gucy2g, whose product is annotated as guanylate cyclase 2g. The record is from RefSeq and is a predicted model, not a curated record. Gene Ontology annotation, molecular function: guanylate cyclase activity; protein kinase activity; peptide receptor activity. The transcript has 24 exons. The coding region runs from base 1 to 3405 and encodes 1134 amino acids. NCBI's taxonomy places the organism in Eukaryota, Metazoa, Chordata, Actinopteri, Gadiformes, Gadidae. Gene Ontology annotation, cellular component: membrane. Gene Ontology annotation, biological process: intracellular signal transduction; protein phosphorylation; cGMP biosynthetic process.
AUGUAUGAGAAGCAUGCUCCAGGUGAACAUCCUGGAGAGUCCAGCGGGAACGCCCCUGGGAGCGGGAACGGCCCUUUGAGCAGGAGCAGCCCUGGGAACGGGAACGGCCCAGGGAGCAGGAGCGGCUCUGGGAGCAGGAGACGGCUGCUCAUCGGGUUCCAGGCGCCCUGGAACGUGUCGUUCCCGUUCAGCGCGCUGCGUCUGGGUGCGGCGCUCCAGAUGGCGGUGGAGAAGGUGAACGCCAACCCCUCGUUCCUGGGGAACUACAGCCUGGACCUGGUGGUCAGCGACUCGGACUGCGACCCCAAGGCCUCCCUGUCGGGGUUCAUCCACCAGGUGUGGCGGCAGAACGUCACGGCGCUGUUUGGCCCCGCCUGCCCCGAGGCCGCAGAGGUCACCGGCCUCAUCGCCUCCACCUGGAACAUCCCCAUGUUCGGCUACGUGGGCCAGACGUCCAAGAUGGACGACAGCCAGAUAUACGACUCCUACAUCAAGAUCAUCCCUCCUCUGAAGCGGAGCGCCGAGGUGCUGGUGAAGACCCUGCACUUCUUCGGCUGGAAACACGUGGCCAUGAUCGGGGGGGGGCUGGAGUCCAACACCUGGGACCGCGUGGACGCCCUGUGGAAGACGGUGGAGGACCCCCUGAGGGCGGGCUUCACGCUCACCGCCUGCCUCAAGUUCGACAGCACACAGCCCCUACUGGUCCGCAGGAACGUCCAGCUGGUCUCCAGCGCCGCCAGGGUGAUCGUGGUGCUGGCCAACAGCCAGGACUCGCUCUCCAUCCUGCUGGAGGCGGGGCAGCAGGGCCUGAUGAACGGAGAGUAUGUGUUCUUCCUGCUUCAGCACUUUGAGGUCAGUGGCAGUGUGGACAACAUCUGGAGCGUGGCUCUGGGCAGCCAGAGCAGCCAGGCGGCCAUCAGGGCCUUCAGCAUGACCUUCGUCAUCGGCCAGAAGUCGUACAGCGGCCACGAGUACCACGACUUCUUUCAGCGGGUCCACCGGCGGUUGAAGGAGCCCCCGUUCCUCAGCAACCUGAGCUCGGAGAGAGAUGUCAGUCCGUACGCCGCCUACCUGCAUGACGCUGUUCUCCUCUACGCCCUGGGCCUCAAAGAGGUCCUCAGGGACGGGGAGAACCCUCACGACGGGCGACAGCUUCUCAAGAGGUUGAAGAAUAAAAACGGCAUCCGAUUCUAUGGAGCAUCUGGACUAGUCCACUUUGACGAGCAGGGAGAGAGGAACUUGGACUAUUCUAUAUACGAUCUACAGCACACUGACGACAGAUCUCUGUUUGUGCCCGUCCUCAAUUAUGACAGCAUCACCAAAGCUAUACAACCCACAGACCAGUACGACCAUGUGGUGUGGCCCGGAGGUACGACGCCCUCUGAUAACCCUGAGUGCGGCUUCAACAACGAGCUCUGUGAAUGGCUCGUCAACGAUGUUGCGCUGCUUGCUCUUCUGGUGACCUUUCCGGUGGUCGGCAUGGUGACGGUGCUGUGCGUGGGCAUGCUGCUUCUUCAGAAGCUGCGUCUGCAGACCCGUCUGGACGACAACCGCUGGUGGCUGAUCAAGUACAGCGACAUCGUGAUCAUCAAGGAGCCCAAAGGUCUUCAGGGCAUGUCUCUGAGCACCACGAUCAGUAAGGCCAGCAGCGGGUCCCACUCCGGCGUCUCCUCCAACAGCUACGGCUUGAAGGACAAGCACGGCCAGGACCAGGUGUACAGCACCAUCGGACUCUACCAGGGAAACCAAGUGUCCAUCAAAUACAUGAAGAACCAGACGCCCCCGGACAUCCACAAACCCUCCAUCAUCAACGAGGUCAACGUGAUGAAGGAGCUGAAGCACGAGAACCUGGUGCAGUUCUUCGGUGUCUGCACCGAGCCGCCCAACGUCUGCAUUGUGAUGCAGUACUGCAGGAAAGGAAGCCUCAGGGAUGUGUUGAAGGAUUCAGACGUUGAGCUGGACCCCAUGUUUAAACUCUCAUUCGCCUACGACAUCGUGAACGGGAUGGAGUUCCUUCACAAGAGCAGCCUGAAGUCCCACGGGAACCUGAAGCCCAGCACCUGCCUGGUGGACAGCCGGCUGCAGAUCAAGCUCUCGGGCUUCGGACUCUGGGAGCUCAAACACGGCAGCAAGAGGAGAACCGUAGCUCUGGACUGUCCCCGCUACGAGGAUCUCUUCUGGAUCGCCCCGGAGCUCCUGAGGCUGGACUGCCUGCCCUUCAACGGGACGCCCAAGGGCGACGUCUUCAGCUUCGCCAUCAUCAUGAGGGAACUGGUGCUGAGCACCGAGUCCGGGCCGUACCACGACCUCAGCCUACCGCCCAGAGAGAUCAUCAAGCAGCUGCGGAGCCCCCUGGCGGGGGGGCCCCUGCGCCCCUCCCUGUCCGGCCAGCCGGGGGACGAGCACCUCAACGCCCUGCUGAGGGCCUGCUGGAGCGAGAACCCCGACCAGCGCCCCCCCUUCGGCUCCAUCCGCCGCCGGCUGAAGGAGACCAGCCCUGAUAGCCAUGCGAACAUCCUGGACAACAUGGUGGAGAAGUUGGAGAAAUACGCCAACCACCUUGAGGAAGUGGUGGAAGAAAGAACCAAUCAGCUAAUAGCGGAAAAGAGCCGCGCAGACAAGCUUCUGUCCAGCAUGUUGCCACGGCUGAUCGCGGACCAGCUGAUGUCGGGGCGCUGUGUGGAGCCCCAGGGCUUCGACAUGGUGACGGUGUUCUUCUCGGACAUCGUGGGCUUCACCUCCAUGUGCUCCGUCAGCUCGGCCAUGGAGGUGGUGUCCCUGCUGAACGACCUCUACAGCCUCUUCGACGACAUCAUCAAGAUGUAUGACGUCUACAAGGUGGAGACCAUCGGUGAUGCAUACAUGGUGGCCAGCGGUCUGCCCAUCAGCAACGGGAACCUGCAUGCCGUGGAGAUCUCCACCAUGGCCCUCCACUUCCUGUCUGCCAUCAAGGUGUUCCGGAUCCGCCACAUGCCGAGUGAGCGGCUGGCGCUCCGCAUCGGGAUACAUUCAGGGCCGGUGGUGGCGGGCGUCGUCGGCUCCACCAUGCCGCGGUACUGUCUGUUUGGAGACACUGUCAACACGGCCUCGCGCAUGGAGAGCAACAGCGCAUCUUUAAAGAUCCACAUCUCUCAGACCACGGCUGAUAUCCUGAACCAGAUGGGAACCUUCGUUCUAGAGGAGAGAGGAGAGAUCGAGAUAAAGGGCAAAGGGACUCAGAAGACGUAUUGGCUGCUCAGCAAACAGGGGUUCAACCCCCACUUGGGCGGAGUCCCGACCGUGUCCGGCGGCUACAAUCCACUGGAUCAGAGCAAAAAGUGCCCGAGAGAUUCAGAGCGACAUAAGCAGAAGACAACGAACAAAACUCACACCACUGACGGGGAAAUGACUGCCGUUUUCAUUUGAAGGAACACUAGACACGAUAACGGAGUCCCUCCAUCUGAAAUCCGUACAUCAGACCGAACAGACCGGCCAGCACCACCGACACCAGGCCGACGGAGGCCUCUGCAUGGGGAACACAAGCUCACAUUACACCCAUCGCAUCAUGUUGAUAUGUUUACACAAGCGCUCUGUAAGAAGGAAUAUAAAAAUGAAUUCUAUUCAACGUCAUGAGCCAACAUUGACAUAUUGCCUGAUUGGUUCACCUGUUGUGGGGGCCUUGCUGGCGGCCCGGGGGGCUGUGGGGAAGACCGAGCGUUAGAGGACAUUCAUACUGAUGUCUCCGAGAGGAGUAAUGAAGCGUUAGAGGACACAGUGGGAGUACCUCUGAUCUGGAACUCUGUGCUAAGAACCCCCCCACUGGGUUCUGCUUCCGACCGCAGGGUUCUGGAUGAGCAGGGACUCUGGGAACAGGAGAAAGACAUCCCGUUGUACAGGAACGUCAGAACGCUCAAAUCAAGCCUGGAUGUAAGCUAUAGCAGGGUUAGGUUAGGGGUAUGGCUAUCCUAGUGUUAGUCUUUAAAUAUAAUAUUAACACUUAAUUCAGGAUUAGAGAGACUAAUCUAAACAUCGGCUGAUUUAUUUUUCCGUAGAAAGUCUUUUUUAAUCCUUCCAAGUCUAUAUGCGUGUAUACUCUAUAAGGCUAUGCAUGUCUAUAGGUCUAUAUGCAUGUAUUGUCUAUAAGUCUCUAUGCAUGUAUACUCUAUAGCUCUAUAUGCAUGUAUACUCGAUAAGGCUAUAUGUAUUUAUACUCGAUAAGGCUAUAUGUAUUUAUACUCGAUAAGGCUAUAUGUAUUUAUACUCGA